Papaver somniferum (opium poppy) is the source of this 1605-nucleotide messenger RNA. RefSeq lists its product as uncharacterized. Gene Ontology annotation, biological process: DNA integration. NCBI's taxonomy places the organism in Eukaryota, Viridiplantae, Streptophyta, Magnoliopsida, Ranunculales, Papaveraceae. The transcript has 2 exons. Gene Ontology annotation, molecular function: RNA-DNA hybrid ribonuclease activity; nucleic acid binding. The coding region runs from base 1 to 1605 and encodes 534 amino acids. The record is from RefSeq and is a predicted model, not a curated record.
AUGGCAGGCGAACUAGAGGACCCACCCGAAUUGCUUCGCUCCGAAGACCCAAACCGAUGGGAGGUCUUCGUCGAUGGGUCAUGCAACUCGGAAGGAUCUGGAAUCGGAAUGGUGAUUACAACCCCGACAGGUCGACGAAUCGUCUACAACGUGAGGCUCAAAUUCACCACCACUAAUAAUAUAACCGAGUACGAGGCAGUUAUACACGCUCUCCGAGUUAUAAUUGCGCUAGGAAUCACUGACGUACGACUCACAAGUGACUCGCAACUCGUGGUCCGACAGAUAGAUGGAACGUAUCAGGCUUCGGAUCCAUGUUUGCAACGAUAUCUCCAACUCGUCAAGCAUUACAUUGAACAGAUACAAAACAUCACAUUCCUCCACUUAAACAGAAUCAACAACAGGUACGCCUAUGCCUUAGCAUUCAUAGCUUCCAUGAAGAUAUAUCCCGAGGCUAUUAACUUCAGGAUCGAGAGAGUCCUACUCCCAUCCAUUCCCAUUGAGGGAAACAUGGACAUCCUUGUUGUAGACUCAGUAGCUCAGGAGGAAAGCCUACCCGAGGAUGACUGGAGGACACCAAUCAUAAAAUACUUAGCCAAUGGGCAUCUCCCAAGCGACCAACUAAUUGCGCACAAGAUAAUAUCAAGGUCUGGGAAUUACCAACUCCGAGAUGGUGUUCUAUACAAACAAUCCUACCUAGGACCUCUCCUCAUAUGUCUCUCAUUCGCAGAGGGUCAAAGCAUAUUGAAAGAAAUACACUACGGUUACGCAGGAAAGCAUAGUGGAGGACGAUCCCUCGCUCACAAAGAGAGACUACAGGGAUAUUUUUGGCCUCGCAUGAACGAGGACUCAAAGCAAAUAGCAAAAACUUGCAUAGAAUGCCAAAAAUUUGGCAAGAGAAGACAUGCACCUUCAAUGGACUUAAAGUCUGUUCUAAGCCCUUGGCCAUUCGCCAAGUGGGGAGUUGACAUUGUUGGACCCCUGAGAGCCGACGCCAUUAUAUUCGACAAUGGGGCCCAACUCCGUGGGAAAAACAUUGAUUUUCUCUUCAAGUGUUUCAAGAUCAGAAAAAAUAAAUCUACACCCAUCUACCGUGAAAGCAAUGGCCAGGUGGAGGCAACAAACAAAACCAUCGCCGACAUGCUCAAGAAGAAACUUGACGGAUACAGAGCUAGUUGGUGUGAACAAUUGCACAAUGUCUUGUGGGCUUAUCGAACCACCAGGAGGGAAGCAACAGGGAUGUCUCCCUUCGCCCUCACAUAUGGCACAGAGGCAAUCAUACCAACAGAAGCAAUGCUCCCCAUAACAAAGACCGGGGCAUGGGAGAAAAACCUGACCUCGGACAUGAUACUCUCCAAAUUGGAUGAUCUGGAAGAAAACAGAGAAAUUUCUCUCCAAACGAUAGAAAAUUAUCACAGAAGAUUGGCUCGGGAAUACAACAAACGUGUUCAUCAGAGACAAUUCAUCCCAGGCGAUAAUGUUUGGCACGAGAUUCCACCCUACCAGCGCGAGUCAGGCAAAUUUGCACCCAUAUGGGAAGGCCCACUAACAGUCCUUGCUAAGGUAGGAAAUGGAGCAUACAGAUUGCUCAAAUCUGAUGGCGAAUAA